This is a messenger RNA of Fundulus heteroclitus (mummichog), 3319 nucleotides long. RefSeq names its product gastrula zinc finger protein XlCGF57.1. The transcript is spliced from 2 exons. NCBI's taxonomy places the organism in Eukaryota, Metazoa, Chordata, Actinopteri, Cyprinodontiformes, Fundulidae. The coding region runs from base 512 to 2116 and encodes 534 amino acids. The record is from RefSeq and is a predicted model, not a curated record.
AACCGGAUGUAACAAUGUUAGCUUGAACUGCUAUGACACGGAUAUCUCAGACUGUCUCCGUAGGGAUAUAGCUUCUGUCUGUUUAUGAACCACUGUGGUUUUUCCUACUAGUUUUACUAGUUAAAGUCUAGAGAACGCCGUUUUACUAGCCUUUAUGCACAAAGUGAGUGAACUAUUGAACGCCGUGGAGCUGAAGUAGCGAACAGCAGAGACUUGUGUGUGGGAAGACAACGUUGUCUGGUGGCACUUCCUCAAUCUUCCUAGAUGUGCGCCUUUUACUAUGUCUGCCGCUGGGACAAUUCAUUGUACGCCUUGGAGAGAUGAAUAAAGUCCGAUCUUACCUAAGCAUUGUUGUCCAGCUGAGGACCGAGAGACUGGGGACAGUUCCAGAGAGGACACAGAGCUGCUGACCAAGGUAUCAGACUCUGCUCUGCAGCAUCACUUCAGCUCUGCUGCUGUUUACCUUUAUGUUGCUCUACUUUAUUUGAGCAGAUGCUGAUAGGCUAGAUGGAUGAAAGCUGGAUCUGCUGUCAAGGUUACAAACCAGGAUUGUAAAAAGAAAAAAAAAAGGAGAAUCCCAGGUGUGCAGAGGAUGUCUGAAAUGAUGAAGGUUGAAGCAGAGGAGCCUGGAGGACUCAGUUUGGUGUUCCCCAGACCUGCAGCAUCCUCAUCAGAACUGGAGCAGAAACAAGACAGCAAAGAUCUCAUUCAUCAAAUAUCGGUGAUUAAAGAAGAGGUCCCCCAUAACUGGAGCUCUAGUCUGGACCGGCAGGACUCAGAGACCCCCCUCAUAAAGGAGGAAGAGGAGGAACGAUCCAUCACUCAGGAGGAACAGCAACUUACUGUGAAGAGUGAAGAUGAAGAGAAACCUCAGUUAUCAAAGGCUCAUCAAAUCAAAACUGAAGACAACAGAGAGACUGGAGCUCCAACCAGCUGCUUGACUGAGCAGAAGAAAACACAACCUGAUGGAGAAAGCUGUGAAGAACCAGACAGGAACCCAGAUCCAGAAUGUUCCUACCAGAAAAGUAAGGAGAAGGUACACACAAGAGGUAAAAGACCUAAGGCGUGUGCCAAAAUAAAGACUCAGGGCCAAGUCCAUGCAAGAGAGAAAUCCUUCGGUUGCAAUGUUUGCGGCAAAAGAUUCAAACGUGAGACUAAUUUUAAAUUACACAUGAUGAUUCAUAAUGAAAAGAGAGAGCAUGUAUGUAACCUUUGUAGUAAAGCAUUUAAAGUAAAGCGUGCUCUUCAGACGCAUAUGCGACGGCACACUGGAGAGAAACCAUUUGCCUGUGACGAAUGUGGCAGAAGGUUCCAUGCGAAGAGUAAUCUCACAAGUCACUUGAAGGUCCACUCAGAGGAAAAACCCUUUUCUUGUGGGGUUUGUGGUACAAGAUUUAUAAGAAAUGAAAAUCUUAAACGGCACAUGUGGAUCCACACUACGGAGAAGCCGUUUGUUUGUAGUAUUUGCAGUAAAGGGUUUUCCCUGCAGCAGAGGCUUGAAACUCACAUGCGUGCUCACAAGGGAGAGAAACUAUUCAUGUGUAGUGUUUGCAGUAAAGGGUUUUCCCGACACGAGAAUCUGAAAAGACACUUGCGUGUGCACACGGGGGAGAAGCCGUACAUCUGCAGUUUUUGUUGCAAAGGGUUUUCACUGCAAGAGACGUUAAAGAGUCACAUGCGCGUCCACACGGGAGAGAAACCGUUUAUCUGCAGUAUUUGUAGUCAAGGAUUUUCCCUACAGCAAAAUCUGAAGAGUCACAUGCACGUUCACACAGGAGAAAAACCUUUCAUUUGUAGCGUUUGUAGUAAGGGAUUUUCUCGACAGGUGUAUCUAAAAAGUCACGUGAAGGUUCAUACAGCACCGUUCAGCUGUAGGAACUGUAAUAAAUGUUUUAUGAACGAAUUACAGCUAGAGCGACAUAUGAGGUUUCAUUCAGAGGAGAGGCCAUUUAGUUGUGAUGUCUGUAAAAGCAGAUUUAAUCAAAAAAUUCAUCUGGAAAGUCACAUGAGGGUGCAUUCAGAAGAAAAGCCAUUUGUUUGCCAUGUUUGCAGUAAAGCAUUUUCACGACCCGGGGAUCUAAACAGACACAUGGGGGUUCACAAGGGCUGCAGCUAAUGAUUAAAAGUAGAUGCUUUCGGUCAUUCAGCUAUUUUAAUCCACCCCUCUCCUCUUGUCAUACUUUAUCUUAUAAAUCUCCUAUAGGUUCAUUUGCUGGUGAAGAGAACGCUUAAAGCAUUCAGUAACAUUUGUAAACAGAAGUAAUGCACGCAGGACAACAAGUUCCGACAUUUUGCUACUGUGCUCUUCUUCUGCUGUCCCUUGGUGUUGUCUUCUUCUCUGAUGGAUUGCAAAAACGAAACAAAACUUGGUUCCCAAAACAGACGUCGGCUCGUCACAAAGCACCGACACACGCACUGAACCUCUUCCAGAGCGAGAGUUCUUUCGGUGAAAAAGUGGGUUAAGAGGGUCUGGUUGCAGACAGGCGGAGCUCUGAAUAAAGGGGAAAUAGAUCCCGCUGUAAAUCAGAAAAUCAGCCGGUAGGAGGAGACAGCAGAGUUCCACAAGCACUUAAAAACAUGUGAACUAUUUGUAAGAUCCACAAAGUAAAAAAACAAAGACAAAAUAGCCAGGCAUCAAAAUUGAAUUGUCUUUUUGUUAUUGCUAGUUAUGCUAGCUGCUGCUUUUGGCGUCAGACAGGUGAUUCUCCUCUUUUAGGUGCUUUUCUGUAUCUGAAGGGAGGUUACCUACUACAUCAUCAGUAUCUUCAGAACUGGAGAGUUUAUAUAUAUAUAUAUAUAUAUAUAUAUAUAUAUAUAUAUAUAUAUAUAUAUAUAUAUAUAUAUAUAUAUAUAUAUAUAUAUAUAUAUAUAUAUAUAUAUAUAUAUAUAUAUAUAUAUAUAUAUGAGAACACAGUUCUUAUGUCCUUGUACUUAAAAGAAAACAAUGCAAUUUCAUAAGUAGUGCCUCUAUUUUAAGUUGAAAUAGAAUGUAUAAUGGAGUAAAAUAGUCAUACAUACAUGACUAUUGUGUGUAUAAUAGAACCCAGAACCUCCAGAUUGAUAUAAUUAAUUGUGUUACAUGCCCCAUUUACUCAUGUUGUCUAUUUUAAAUCUGUGUUUGAUUUUGAUGAUUGUUAUAGUGUGCAUUCUGUGUGGUCAUUUUUUUAAAUCAAGGAUAUUUUGUUUUAUUUGUAUAAUUGUUCAAAAUAUAACAGGUAGUCUGCUGAUAAGGAUUUUUUAAAGGUGCAUAGUGCAAGUUUUAAAGUUAAAUAUUAUUUAUUUUCUUUCCCAAACAUCCCCCUUACAAUUGCCCGACGUG